Messenger RNA from Cavenderia fasciculata, 2376 nucleotides. RefSeq names its product MADS-box transcription factor. Gene Ontology annotation, molecular function: protein binding; transcription corepressor activity. The transcript is spliced from 2 exons. The coding region runs from base 1 to 2376 and encodes 791 amino acids. Lineage: Eukaryota; Evosea; Eumycetozoa; Acytosteliales; Cavenderiaceae. The record is from RefSeq and is a predicted model, not a curated record.
AUGACAAAAGAUACUGAUACAACUCAAUUAUUUCAUGCAUAUAUAUUAGAUUAUUUAACAAAAGCAGGAUAUUCUAUUAGUGGAGAUGCGUUUAAAAAGGAAUUGUUAAAGAGCAAUGCAGGUGAUAUACCAAAGAUUAUUGAUGCCAAGGAUGGAUUUUUAUAUGAAUGGUGGGCAAUUUUUUGGGAGUACUAUUAUUAUAAACAGGAUCAUGUGGAAUUGCGAGGUCAAAACUCGACCAUUAAACAAAUGUCUGAUAUCAUCACAAGGCAUAGACAACAACAAUAUAUACAACAACAACAACAACAAAUACCACAUAAUAUGGUUGUAAAUCAAACUAUUCCAAAUUCACAACAUCCUCCAACUUUGAAUAAUAAUAAUAAUAAUAAUAAUUCACAACAUCAUAUAGUAGGUCAACAUCAUAAUGGUAAUGUACAACAAUCACAACCGCAACCACAACAAUCACAACCGCAACCACAACAACCUACUCAACAUCAUGGACCACCUACACCAAAUCAACAACAAACUCCAACAACUAUGCAUCCACAUAUGGGAGUAUUUAUACCACCAAAUCAACAACAACAACAUUAUUAUACAAAUGGAGUAAAACAUGAACCAAUGUUACAAACAUCAACUGGUAAUUUACCACGUACUCCAGGGACACCAUCGAGUCAAAUAUUUACUUAUCAAAAUUUGACUCCAACAGCUGCCAAUCAAGCUGCCAACAAGCCACCACAGUAUACUGGCAACCCAUCUCCACCACUUCAAGUUUCUCCCAUUGUACAAUCAUCCCAACCUCCUCCUCCACCCCCUCAUAUUGGAGGAUAUCCUCAAGGACCACCACCAGAUUCACCAAUUCCUCAACAACAACAAGAAAAACAACAAGGUAAAAAGGUUGGUCAAUCACCAAAGAAAAAAGACUUGUCUGUAUCACCACCACUUGUUGUUGCUCCUAGUCCACAACAACAGCAACCACAACCAGUUGGUCAAUUGCCACCUGGAAUGCAUCCACAUCAACAACAACCACCACAACAACAAAUGCCACCUCAACAAUUUACUAUUGGACCAGGAAUGCCUCAUCCUCAUUUGAUGCGGUCAAAGACAGAUUAUGUGCCAAAGGGUUAUUCAACCACUAGUGGUUAUAUCCUUGGUUAUGGUGCCGUCCCAGGACAAUAUCCUUAUGCUCAACCUCCUCCACCAUACGUAGCAUAUAGUCAAAUACCUGGUGGUUAUGGUUAUCCUCCUUCUGCAGGUUCUCCAAAUGGUCAUAUUAUAACCAAUCCAAAUCAACAAAUAGCAAAUCAACAACAAAUAGUAGCUAAUCAGCAGCAACAACAAAUAGUAGCUAAUCAGCAGCAACAACAACAAAUAGCAAAUCAACAACAACAAAUAAAUCAACAAAAUCAACAGAAUCAAGUAUCAACACCACAACAACCACAAACACCACAACCACAAACACCAACACAAACUUCAUCGACCAAGGGAAAAUCAUCAAGAACAAGAAAAUCAUCAACCACCACCACCACCACAACAGAAUCAUCUGAUCCAGCGAGUACACCAGACAAUGCAGCCGCGGCACCCAAAAAGACGACCCGAGCCAACAAGAGAAAGUCAGAAGAUCAACCGGCCAAAUCUACAAAGAGAGGCACCAAAUCUAGUGUACCUCAAUCUCCUUCGACCAACAUACCGGCAGACACCCAGUCUCCAAUGGUUGCCGAGGCUGCUGAAACACCAACUACCAGUAGUAACACUCCACCCUCUACUCCAGGUGCUACUCAUAAUAAUAAUCACAACAACAAUAACACAUUGGCAUCACAACAAUCAAGUGGUAAUCUAAAUGAUCUAAAGAGUUCUUCUUCGGCUGCAUUUACACCACCCAUAAACACUAGCACAAGUAAUAUGAGUCAACAUCAAUUACAACCUCCUCUUCAUCCACUCAAUAAUAACAACAUCAACAAUAAUAGUAGUUCAAACACUCCACCAUCUCCAAAUACUUCACCAAAUACUAAACAAUUGCUACAAAUGAAUCCACCAACUGGUACUACUACUACUAGUACAACGUCAACAACAUCUAUUCAACAGAAUCAAAAUAAUCCAUUUAUGCAAAACAUACCACAAUCACCACAACCAAUUUCUUUUAAAUUUGAUACUACGGGCUUUUCACCUGUUGUUUCAUCACAAUCCAACGAUCAUUUCAACAAUCCACCUUUUGAAGGUUUAAAUCCUGAUAAUAGUAAUAGUAUUGGUCUUGGCAAUCACAUGAUAAACAAUAGAAUAGCUUCUUUUGGCUCUCCUCAAAUAUCCUCUCAAUCAUUUACAGAGGAUCUAUUUUUAGCAAACGAAUUUAAUAUUGAUUUUGAUCAUCCAAAAGAUUAA